Messenger RNA from Jaculus jaculus (lesser Egyptian jerboa), 3100 nucleotides. RefSeq names its product ectonucleotide pyrophosphatase/phosphodiesterase 1 (gene Enpp1). Bases 1 to 2736 code for a protein of 911 amino acids. Gene Ontology annotation, molecular function: polysaccharide binding; scavenger receptor activity; dinucleotide phosphatase activity. Gene Ontology annotation, biological process: immune response; regulation of bone mineralization; negative regulation of fat cell differentiation. The transcript is spliced from 25 exons. Gene Ontology annotation, cellular component: cell surface. The record is from RefSeq and is a predicted model, not a curated record. Lineage: Eukaryota; Metazoa; Chordata; Mammalia; Rodentia; Dipodidae.
AUGGAGCGCGACGGCGGCGCGGGGCGCGGGCGCCGGGACGGCCCGGCGGGGAACGGCCGCGAGCCGAGCCGCGGCGCGUCUGCGGAGCCCACGGCCGCCGCGUCCCUGCUGGCGCCCCUGGACCUGCGCGAGGAGCCCGAGAAGGCGGCGCGUGCUCGCGCGGCCAAGGACCCCAACACCUACAAAGUGCUGUCGCUGGUUUUGUCAGUAUGUGUGUUAACAACAAUCCUUGGUUGUAUAUUUGGGUUGAAACCAAGCUGUGCCAAAGAAGUAAAAAGUUGCAAAGGUCGCUGCUUUGAGAGGACAUUCGGGAACUGUCGCUGUGACGCUGCGUGCGUGACCCUUGGCAAUUGCUGUCUGGACUUCCAGGAGGCCUGCAUCGAGCCAGGACAUAUAUGGACUUGUAACAAAUUCAGGUGUGGUGAGAAAAGGCUGGCCAGGAACCUCUGCUCCUGUUCUGAUGACUGCAAGUCCCAGGGCGACUGCUGCAUCAACUACAGCUCUGUGUGCCAAGGUGAGAAAAGUUGGGUAGAAGAAACAUGUGAGAGCAUUGAUACCCCACAAUGUCCAGAAGGGUUUGACUCACCUCCUAUGCUCUUAUUUUCUCUGGAUGGAUUCAGGGCAGAAUAUUUACACACUUGGGGUGGACUUCUUCCUGUUAUUAGCAAACUAAAAAACUGUGGGACAUAUACUAAGAACAUGAGACCAGUGUAUCCUACCAAAACCUUCCCCAACCACUACAGCAUCGUGACAGGGCUUUAUCCAGAAUCCCAUGGCAUCAUUGACAACAAAAUGUAUGAUCCAAAAAUGAAUGCUUCUUUUUCACUGAAAAGUAAAGAGAAAUUUAAUCCUGAAUGGUACAAAGGAGUGCCAAUUUGGGUCACAGCUAAAUAUCAGCAGCUCAGGUCUGCCACCUUUUUCUGGCCUGGAUCAGAUGUGGAAAUUGAUGGAAUUCUCCCAGACAUUUACAAAGUGUAUAAUGGUUCGGUACCAUUUGAAGAAAGGAUUUUAGCUGUUCUUAAGUGGCUGCAGCUCCCUAGUGAUGAAAGACCACACUUUUACACUCUGUAUUUAGAAGAACCAGAUUCUUCAGGUCAUUCAUAUGGACCCGUCAGCAGUGAAGUCAUCAGAGCUCUGCAGAGGGUCGACAGCAUGGUGGGCAUGCUGAUGGAUGGUCUGAAAGAGCUGAACUUACAUAAAUGUCUGAACCUCAUCCUCAUUUCAGAUCAUGGCAUGGAGCAAGGCAGCUGUAAGAAGUAUGUGUAUCUGAAUAAAUACCUGGGGGAUGUUAAAAAUAUUAAAGUUGUCUAUGGACCUGCUGCUCGACUGAGACCCUCUGAUGUUCCAGAUAAAUACUAUUCAUUUAAUUAUGAAGGAAUUGCCAGAAAUCUUUCUUGCCGGGAACCAAACCAGCACUUCAAGCCUUACCUGAAACAUUUCUUACCCAAGCGUUUGCACUUUGCUAAAAAUGACAGAAUUGAGCAGUUGACAUUCUAUCUGGACCCUCAGUGGCAGCUGGCAUUGAGUCCUUCCGAAAGAAAAUACUGUGGAAGUGGAUUUCAUGGGUCAGACAAUCUGUUUUCCAACAUGCAAGCUCUCUUUAUUGGCUAUGGACCUGGAUUUAAGCAUGGGCUUGAGGUUGAUACCUUUGAAAAUAUUGAAGUCUAUAACUUAAUGUGUGAUUUAUUGAAUUUAACCUCCGCUCCAAACAAUGGAACUCACGGCAGUCUUAACCACCUUCUAAAGAAGCCUGUUUACACCCCAGAACAUCCCAAAGAAGCGCGCUCUCUCGCACAGUGCCCCGUCAGAGUAACCCCGGGAGAUAACUUGGGCUGCUCUUGCGACCCCUUGAUUGUGCCAAUUGUGGACUUUGAGACACAGUUUAAUUUUACAAAGGCAGAAGUAAGGAAUAUUGCCUCUGAUACUAUGCCCUACGGAAGACCCAGAGUUUUGCAGAAGAAACACAGCGUCUGUCUUCUUUACCAGCUCCAAUUUGUGAGUGCUUACAGCCAGGACCUCCUCAUGCCCCUCUGGACAUCCUACACCAUCCUCAAAAAUGACAGUUUCUCUACAGACGACUUUUCCAACUGUUUCUACCAGGACCUUCGGAUUUCUCUUAGUCCUGUCCAUAAAUGUUCCUUUUAUAAAAGCAAUGCUAAACUGAGUUAUGGGUUCCUUGCUCCUCCUCAAAUAAAUAGAGAUUCAAAUCAAAUAUAUUCUGAAGCUUUGAUUACUACUAACAUAGUGCCAAUGUACCAGAGUUUUCAAGUUAUAUGGCGUCACUUGCACGAAAUUCUACUGCAAAGGUAUGCUAAAGAAAGGAAUGGCGUCAACGUUGUCAGCGGUCCUGUGUUUGACUUUGACUAUGACGGAUGGUACGAUUCCUCAGAGAUCCUGAAACAAAACAGCAGAGUCAUCCGUAAUCAAGAAAUUCUGAUUCCUACUCACUUCUUCAUUGUGCUGACCAGUUGCAAAAACACAUCUCAGGUUCCCUCACAAUGUACUGACUUAGAUCCUUCCGCUUUCAUCGUGCCUCACAGGCCUGAUAACAGCGAGAGCUGUGUGCAUGGGAAGCGAGACUCCUCAUGGAUUGAAGACUUGCUGAUGCUGCACAGAGCACGGGUCACAGAUGUUGAACACAUCACUGGCCUUAGCUUCUAUCAAGAAAGACAAGAGUCAGUUUCAGACAUUUUAAAGUUGAAAACACAUUUGCCAACCUUUAGCCAAGAAGACUGAUUUUAUUUUAAAUUAAGAAAACCCACACCAUGAGUCUUUUCUAGAGAAUCUUAUGUUUUAUACAAUCUUCUCUCCACCUAUCUCAUUUGGAAACUGCCAAGCAGAGUUCAAACUGAGAACCACCUGUGAUACAGAUGUUUCAGGGAAACUGUGGACUCGGCGCACUGGAGGGCGUUCCUGCAAUGACUCGGAUAGGUUUAAUGUGUUCGACUCAUGUGCAUCAUUUUCAUUCUGGGAAUAAAGACCCAUCACACCCAAAUAUGCUCUUCAGUCUCUCUUAAAGGAGAGGUAGCUUGUGGACACGGUCAGGAGACCAGAAGUUGGAAUCCUAUCUUUGGUAAUAAACCUUCCUGACAUUGGUAAA